AUGUCUGCUGGGCCCAUCUUGUUGUUUCAUGCCGUAAACGGCGCCAUGGUGUUGCACUCGUGGUCAGAGCCUGUUGAACGGCGUGGAGGAGUGGCCAUGGUGGAGUGGACGUCCGAUGCCGGCGAUUCUCCCCCAGUUCCCGAUGAAGGUCCUCUCGUCGACCUUAUCGGACAGUGGUCAACGGAUGCUCGAUGUCUACCCAACGAGACGGCGAAACAUUUGGCAGGAGACCAAACGCUGGACCAAUACGACGCCUCAAACACGGCAGAAGAGAUGGCCCACGCCGUCGCGCCCUCAUCUUCAGGACCUGCCGUCCUGAGCGUGCCGGUGCCGACCGAGCAAUGUGCAGAUGCCGUAUGA
This is a messenger RNA of Mytilinidion resinicola, 360 nucleotides long. RefSeq lists its product as uncharacterized. NCBI's taxonomy places the organism in Eukaryota, Fungi, Ascomycota, Dothideomycetes, Mytilinidiales, Mytilinidiaceae. The coding region runs from base 1 to 360 and encodes 119 amino acids. The record is from RefSeq and is a predicted model, not a curated record. The transcript is spliced from 3 exons.